This is a messenger RNA of Tripterygium wilfordii, 569 nucleotides long. RefSeq lists its product as uncharacterized. The record is from RefSeq and is a predicted model, not a curated record. NCBI's taxonomy places the organism in Eukaryota, Viridiplantae, Streptophyta, Magnoliopsida, Celastrales, Celastraceae. Bases 41 to 391 code for a protein of 116 amino acids. The transcript has 2 exons.
UCCUUCUUCCCGAUCUCUGUCUUUUGACUCUUUCCGAUCGAUGAAGUUCUGCCCUGAUUUUAGCUCCUGCUGCCUUCCUACGGCUGAUAGAACUACCACCACCGCAACUGCCACGCAAGCGCCGAAGCUGAGCCGCACUGACUAUGUCAGCGACGCGAAGCGCAACAGGUCGGAAUCCGAGUUAGCACUUGCGGCAACGCAUUGGCGGUCCAAGCUCUCAAUGAUAUCCGAAGACGGCGUCGUUGUGGAUUCCGAUAUCAAGCGUGGACAGCGUGAGAAGAAAUCGUCGACUGGCAGAUCCACUGUCAAGCAACGCAAAUUUGGCUGCAAUAAUAGGAAUUCUUUACAGAUGAUAAUUCGGGCAUUCUCACCGUCGCCGUUCUUGUUUUGACAGCAGCGGAAAUUAUAGUUUUCUUAUAAAUUGUAACUAGAACUUUGAGCAAUUGUAUAUAUACUAUAUAUUUGGCUGUUUCAUUGAAGGGGUUUCAAUUUUCGGCUCCAAUUCUCCCUUAAUUAACAUGAUUUUUGUUUUUGAAAAUGAUAUAUUAGGGUAGGAGUUAGAAAUUAGU